AUGCAGUUCCAGUCUGGCAACUGUGCCAAAACGUUGGCAAAAGUAGAUGGAUCUGGUGCAAAAGAUUUGUCAGUCGGCCCAAGCACAUUUGGUUUUCCACAAGAUGCUAAUCAGGAAUAUUUUAACCAGGCUUGCCAGUGCAGUUAUCCAGUUUCAACGCAAGGCUUUCCAGAUUUACCAAGCGUUCCAGAUUUUGUUCUGAAUAAUGCUUCUGCUGCACUCAGGGAAUAUCAACAAUUUGACCACUUUUUCAGACCACUUCAGCCUCUGGCACCUGAUGGAAACCAGGUGCAAAAUAGUGGCAUAAAUACCGCACAUCGCAGUAGACCUUCUAAUGCAUCCUCCUGCCUUGAUCAUGUAGAAGAAAUAACUUCUCAUGACACGGAUGGUUAUGACGACAGAGCUAUCUCAUUUGGGAGUAGCUGCAGCACAGGAAUUGCGUGUUAUCCAUAUAGUAGCCCUAUGCAAAGUGAUGACUGCAUUGCAGACACGCAGGAUGGGACCUGGGCUGCUCUUAUGCAAAUGCAACAGGCUUUGGAGGCGGCUAAUGAUGAGUGCAGUGACUUGACUUUCAAUAACACAGAACUUUCAGGUGGGAAUACCAUGCAGCAUCAAGUUGUUUGGGACAAUGGCUGUUUAGCAAGUCCGUCUUUCACCUCAAACUUUUUACCCUUCCCUGGAGAGGCUGAAACCACGGUCACAAGUACCAGCGCUAUGUUUAACUUACAUAACUCUGUUGAUCUCCCGUAUGAUAAUGAUCAAGACAUAUCAUCUUUUGAGCUCAAAGUAGCUGAACAGAAAGAGGCAACCACAAGCCAUGUUUGUGAACAUCGAGAUGAAAUGCAUUCUGCUGAACAGGGGGGAAAUCCUGGCCACGACGGAUCUUUUGAUUUGACAAUAACCCAGGACAGACAGUUCAGUUCAUUUGUUAAUGGUGCAAAUGGAUCUGUAGAUAGUGGAAUGAACCUUUAUGAUUGUGAAGAGCAAAUGGAAAUUGAUUCACUCCUAAGUUCAUUUGGAGCAUCAAGUGAUACCUUUGCACAGACAUAUGAAAUGUUACAGAAAGGUGAAAAUAUUGUUGACCUUGAAAAAAAGGCUAAAUUAGCAGAAAGCAUUUCUGCUACAUUCAUGACUAAUACUGUCCCAUAUAUUACACAAGCUGGGGUGACUGAGUCAACUGUCUCUGAUGGAUCUUCUUGGACUCAACAAUAUCAAUCUACUUCCCAGUCAUGUGGUUUAUCUUAUUCUUCAGCUUCUCAAUGGGAAACCAUGCCAGGUACUGUUUUUCCUUUAGGGGGUUGUCGAAAUGAUGUUAGUGAGUCCAAUUCAAUGACUAGCCUGGGGACAAAUGGCGAUCUCCUGUUAUCUUUUGGCCAUACUUCAAUGCAGCAGCAACAGAGUUUAUCUAGUGAUACUAAUUUGGAAUUGAUUGACAAUUUUGCUAACCCUUGUCAAGAGUUUGUGAUGGGUAUGGAUGGUCAAAGGAGCCACCUAUACCGUGAUGAAGCACUGGCAACCCAAGGUGUAUGGGCGGCACAUCCUGAUACGAUGGUACACUCUUCAACUGAUACUGGACGUUCAGAUGUACAGCUGCCCAUGACACAGACUACUACUGUUCCGCUGCCUGCUCCGAGAUUGUCCAAGGGGCCCAACUCAUUAUUUAUUGGAACAGAGCUUAAGAAGGUUGACCUACAUCAUACAGGUAUGCGGAUGCCCUUGACACAGACUACUGUUCAGCUGCCUGCUCCGUGCUUGUCCAAGGACCCCAACUCAUCAUUUAUUGGAGCAGAGGUUCAGAAGGUUGACCAAAAUCAUUCAGAUAUGCAGCUUCCCUUGACACAGACUAGUCAUGUUCAGCUGCCUGCUAUGAACUUGUCCGAGUACCCGACCUCGUCAUUUGUUGGAGGAACAAAGCUUAAGAAAGUUGACAAACAUGAUUCGUAUAUGCAGCUUCCCAUGACACAUGCUAGUCAUGUUCCGCUGCCUGCUACGAGCUUGUCCGAGGAUCCGAAGUCAUCAUUUAUUGGAGGAACAGAGCUUAAGGCAGUUAACAAACAUGAUUCAGACAUGCAGCUUCCCAGGAUACAGGCUAGUCAUGUUCCACUGCCUGCUGUGAGCUUGUCUGAGGAACCGAACUCAUCCUUUAUUGGAGGCACAGAGCUUAAGGAAGUUGGCAAACAUGAUUCAGAUAUGCCGCUUCCCAUGACACAGGCUAGUCAUGUUCCGCUGCCUGCUGUGCGCUUAUCUGAGGACACGAAAUCAUCAUUUAUCGCAGGAGCAGAGCUUAAGGAAGUUGACAAACAUGAUUCAGAUACACCGCUUCCCAUGGCACAGGCUAGUCAUGUUCCGCUGCCUACCAUGAGCUUACCUGAGGAUACGAAAUCGUCAUUUAUUGGAGGAACAGAGCUUAAGGAAGUUGACAAACAUGAUUCAGAUAUGCAGCCUCCCAUAACACCGGCUAGUCAUGCUCCACUGCCUGCUGUGAGCUUGUCCGAGGACCCAAAAUCAUCAUUUACUGGAGGUACAGAGCUUAAGGAAGUUGGCAAACAUGAUUCAGAUAUGCAGCAUCCCAUGACACCUGCUAGUCAUGUUCUGCUGCCUUCUGUGAGCAUGUCCAGGGAUCCAAAAUCAUCAUUUACCGGAGGUACAGAGCUUAAGGAAGUUGGCAAACAUGAUUCAGAUAUGCAGCUUUCCAUGACGCAGACUGUUCAUGUUCAUCUGCCUACUCCGAGCUUGUCCAAGGACUCCGAGUCAUCAUUUGUUGGAGGAACAGAGCUUGAGGAAGUCGACAAACAUGAUUCAGAUAUGCAGCCUCCUAGGACGCAGGCUAGUCAUGUUCCGCUGCCUGCUGUGAGCUUGUCUGAGGACCCGAACUCAUCCUUUAUUGGAGGUACAGAGCUUAAGGAAGUCGGCAAACAUGAUUCAGAUAUUCAGCUUCCCAUCACACAGACUGUUUGUGUUCAGCUGCCUGCUAUGAGCUUAUCCGAGGAUCCGAAAUCAUCAUUUAUCAAAGGAACAGAGCUUAAGGAAGUUGACAAAGAUGAUUCAGAUAUACCGCUUCCCGUGGCACAGGCUAGGCAUGUUCCACUGCCUACCAUGAGCUUACCUGAGGACACGAAAUCGUCAUUUAUUGGAGGAACAGAGCUUAAGGAAGUUGACAAACAUGAUUCAGAUAUGCAGCCUCCCAUAACACCGGCUAGUCAUGUUCCACUGCCUGCUGUGAGCUUGUCCGAGGACCCAAAAUCAUCAUUUACUGGAGGUACAGAGCUUAAGGAAGUUGCCAAACAUGAUUCAGAUAUGCAGCUUCCCAUGACGCAGACUGUUCGUCUUCGGCUGCAUGCUCCGAGCAUGUCCAAGGACUCUGAGUUGUCAUUUGUUGGAGGAACAGAGCUUAAGGAAGUCGACAAACAUGAUUCAGAUAUGCAGCCUCCCAUGACGCAGGCUAGUCUUGUUCCGCUGCCUGCUGUGAGCUUGUCCGAGGACCCGAACUCAUCCUUUAUUGGAGGUACAGAGCUUAAGCAAGUCGACAAACAUGAUUCAGAUAUGCAGCCUCCCAUGACGCAGACUAGUCUUGUUCCGCUGCCUGCUGUGAGCUUGUCCGAGGACCCUAACUCAUCCUUUAUUGGAGGUACAGAGCUUAAGGAAGUUGGCAAACAUGAUUCAGAUAUUCAGCCUCCCAUGACACAGACUGUUCGUGUUCAGCUGCCUGCGAUGAGCUUAUCCGAGGAUCCAAAAUCAUCAUUUAUCAAAGGAACAGAGCUUAAGGAAGUUGACAAACAUGAUUUGGGUAUACCGCUUCCCAUGGCACAGGCUGGUCUUGUUCCGCUGCCUACCGUGAGCUUACCCGAGGACACGAAAUCCUCAUUUAUUGGAGGAACAGAGCUUAAGGAAGUUGACAAACAUGAUUCAGAUAUGCAACCUCCCAUAACACCGGCUAUUCAUGUUCUGCUGCCUGCUGUGAGCUUGUCCGAGGACCCGAAAUCAUCAUUUACUGGAGGUACAGAGCUUAAGGAAGUUGGCAAACAUGAUUCAGAUAUGCAGCUUCCCAUGACGCACACUGUUCGUGUUCAGCUGCCUGCUCCGAGCUUGUCGAAGGACCCCGACUCGGCAUUUGUUGGAAGAACAGAGCUUAAGAAGGUUGGCCACAUUGGAUAUCCUCAGCAAAGUAUCCUGCUCUCAGCAAGCAAACCUUCACACCCAAUCGGUUUGCCAGUUAUCAAGUUUGAUGACGAGGUGGGUUCACGGUCAAAGAAGCGGAAAAGGUCAACAGAAGAUGUUUUAGCAUCGCAUGCACAAGCCAUGUUCGAGGGUGGGAGACUGCAAUGUAGAAGGACACCUGAGUUGGCUUGGGCUGAUGCCACAUUGACUGAGAAGGUUGACGGUGAAAAAGCAACGUCGGAAAAUAGCACCUUCGUUUCUCGAGCUCAGAGAAGACUUACUUUAACGACCAGCUUGAUUCAGUGUCUCCUUCCUGCUCUGUCAGCGAGACUUCUUGCAGCAAAAGUUGCUGAUUGCGGUGAAGCCAUUGUGUACCACAUUUGUAAACUGGUGCUCAGUGAUAUGUCUGACCCAGUUCAAUCUUUUGUCAGCGACACCAACAACUUCAUGCAAAGUGAAAACAUGCCACCGAACGAGACAAGCACCUCCGGAAAGGAGGACCGUAAACUCUUAUCUGAAGUUCUGGAAACCUUCGAUGUGAGGCUUGGCGGGCUACAAAGCUCCUUGUCAAGAAUCGAGAAUAUGCCCAGCUUCCAAGACUACGCGGCAGCGCUACACCAAAUCGAGCAGUGGUCCAUGACUCAUCAGUUCAUAAAGCUGAACGAAUACAAGAGAUUGCAUGCCGGCUACGGCUCGGGUCCUAAAAGGCCUCUUUGCGUCGGAGCCAUCCGGAAGCAUGCCGGAGGAUCUUCCGCGCCGGUCUCAGAGCUGAAAAGGAUUCGGUGUCGCUCACUCAAGUAG
Molecule: messenger RNA, 4959 nt
Organism: Triticum turgidum subsp. durum (durum wheat)
Lineage: Eukaryota; Viridiplantae; Streptophyta; Magnoliopsida; Poales; Poaceae
Source: the annotation of a GenBank genome assembly